Molecule: messenger RNA, 1305 nt
Organism: Trachymyrmex cornetzi
Lineage: Eukaryota; Metazoa; Arthropoda; Insecta; Hymenoptera; Formicidae
Gene: pyd3
Product: beta-ureidopropionase pyd3
Exons: 6
Coding region: 169-1287 (372 amino acids)
Molecular function (GO): beta-ureidopropionase activity
Source: RefSeq, a predicted model, not a curated record
GUAUCAUUCGCACAUGUUCUCACACAUCAAAUCGUACAGAUAAGAUAAGCUUGCACCACCUUCUGCCAUAAAAAUUCUAUGUGACAGUGGGGAGAAGUGCUAUCGCAUUUACAAAACCUCAAGCUUCAAGAUUAUUCAGUCAGAAAGCAAGCCAGGAAGGUAGCAAUCAUGACUGAAACUGUGGAACAAAUUUUGGAGCAAUAUAUACCACAGAAUAAAUUGGCUGAAGUGAAACGUAUUUUAUAUGGGCAUCCAUCUACUCCAUUGGGUAUAGAAUAUGAAGAUAAAAAUUUUGAAGUAAAAGGAUGGCAGAUGCUUAGUCGAGUCCAUGAAGAGCUUCGUGCCCCACGUCUAGUUCGCGUUGGACUGAUUCAACAUAGCAUAGUAGCACCAACAACGGAUCCUAUUCAAAAUCAACGAGAUGCAAUACAUAAUAAAAUUAAAUCAUAUAUUGUACAAGCAGCUCAAUACAACGUUAACAUUCUAUGUCUCCAAGAAGCAUGGCCUAUGCCGUUUGCUUUUUGCACGAGGGAAAAGUACCCAUGGUGCGAGUUUGCUGAGGAUGCUGAAACGGGAUCUACGACUGUGUUUUUGGCUGAGCUCGCUAAAAAAUACAACAUGGUAAUAGUAUCGCCGAUUUUGGAGAGAGAUUCUGCUGACGGUGAUACUAUCUGGAACACCUGCGUGGUGAUCAACACAGAUGGUACAGUUCUUGGGAAACACAGAAAGAAUCAUAUUCCUCGUAUCGGGGAUUUUAACGAAUCGACUUACUACAUGGAAGGUAACACAGGACAUCCAGUGUUCGACACUCCCUUUGCACGCAUCGCGAUUAAUAUAUGUUACGGACGUCAUCAUCCAUUGAACUGGUUGAUGUUUGGCUUAAAUGGAGCGGAGAUUGUUUUUAAUCCAUCUGCAACUAUUCAAGGAUUAUCAGAACAUUUAUGGCCAAUCGAAGCAAGAUGCGCCGCGAUAGCAAAUAGUUAUUAUACUUGUGCUAUUAAUCGCGUAGGAACCGAGCAUUUUGCAAAUAAAUUUACUUCUGGUGAUGGAAAACCAGCGCACAACGACUUUGGAUUCUUUUAUGGCUCUAGCUAUAUUACUGCUCCUGAUGGCUCGCGAACUCCAAGUCUAAAUCGGCACAAAGAUGGACUUCUCGUUGGAGAAUUGGACCUCAAUAUGUGUCGACAUGUGAAAGAUAUUUGGGGAUAUAGGAUGACACAACGGCUCGACAUGUACGCUAAAGAACUUACUGAAUACGUUUCAAAGCGAGAUGGUAAACAAGAUUAACAACAAAAAACAAUUGUA